Messenger RNA from Diaporthe amygdali, 1278 nucleotides. RefSeq lists its product as uncharacterized. The record is from RefSeq and is a predicted model, not a curated record. NCBI's taxonomy places the organism in Eukaryota, Fungi, Ascomycota, Sordariomycetes, Diaporthales, Diaporthaceae. Gene Ontology annotation, biological process: transcription initiation at RNA polymerase II promoter; transcription by RNA polymerase II. The transcript has 3 exons. Bases 1 to 1278 code for a protein of 425 amino acids. Gene Ontology annotation, cellular component: transcription factor TFIIA complex.
AUGUCGAACGCCUCAGUUGGCAACAUCUACCACCAGAUCAUCAAUGAGGUGAUCGAGGCGUCGCGGGUCGACUUUGAGGACCAGGGCGUGGGCGAGGAGGUCCUGGAGGAGCUGCGCAAGGGAUGGCAGAUGAAGUUAUCUAAACUCCAGGUCGCCGCCUUUCCUUGGGACCCUCCACCACCUCCUCCGGUGCAAGCGCCGGCCCAGACCCAGUCUCAACCUCAACAGGCUGCUCCUGUGGCUCAGCCAGCCCCAAGUGUUCCCGCUGCUCCCGUUCAACAGAUGGGCGCACCGAGCUACACAACGGCAACGCUCAGCCCCCAGCCUGCACCCAACGCCCAACCCCAGCCAUUGGCCAAUGGUCUUCCUGGGCCAUCCCAGGUUGCGGGUGGAUACAAUGCCAGGCCUGAUUCCAUGAAGCCCGAGCCUCUUAUCAAGCAGGAGCCAGGACUUGCCAACAACGGCAUUCAACAAGCCCCUAAUCAGGGAAACCCAUCUUCGUACGGCGGCAACAAUCCUGCAAAUGUUGCUGCUCAGCGCGCCGCUGCUCAGCUGCAGAACACAUAUGGGUCUCGAGCUGCUGCCAGCAUCAGCGCAAUACAGGGCUAUGGUCAGAGUGCCCAGCCGCAGAAUGCUCCCCGUCCGGGCGCUCCUGGCCAGCCCAACCAGGGACAGCGUCUUCCACAGCAGGCUCAGUACAGCCAACAGAUGGCCAACCAGCUUGCCAUGCAGCAACAGCAGCAGCGCGGAGUGCAGCCGCCGCCUCGUCCCGGACAGCAGAACAAUGGCUUCCAGCAGUCCCAGGUCGACGGUGCCGCCGAUGAUUACGAGGGCGUCUUGAUGCGGAGAGAUCAGAAUGGAGAGACUUCCGAGGUUGGUCGUGUUGAGAUUGACCGCAUGCUCCAUGACCAGAUCGCUGCUCGAGCCAAGCAGAUGGAGGGCGGUGGCCUGAUGCUACCCCUGAAAGAGGCCACCAAGCACAAGUCUAUCGGCAAGAAGACUGCUUCUAGUGGUCCGUCGGGAUUCGACGGCGUCGACGACGACAUCAAGAGGGAGGAGGUGGACGAGGACGCCAUCAACUCCGACCUUGAUGACCCUGACGAGGUUGACAUCGCGGAUGAUGACGACGAGGAGAAUAUGGGACACAUUAUGCUCUGCAUGUACGACAAGGUCCAGCGCGUGAAGAACAAGUGGAAGUGCACAAUGAAGGACGGAGUUCUUAACGUCAACGGCAAGGACUAUGUCUUCCACAAGGCAACUGGCGAGUAUGAGUGGUAA